AUAUGCAGCACAAACGAUCUGUUCCCUUUCCCAGAACAUCAGGUUCUCUCAAUGCUACCAGUACUACUCUAUCUCUAGCUAGCUAGCUAAGUGUUUGCCAUCAUGAACUGGACGAAGAAGAUCAUCUUGAUGUCCCUGGCAAUGUUCGGGUCUCUCUGUGCUCGAUCUGUUCAAAAUCGCAUUGAAAAGGGCGUCGUUCUGCAAGACUCUAUUCCUCUUUAUCGAUUCGAUGCCAAAGCCAAGGCGACCGUAACGUAUGUGUCCAUUCUCAAGAACUCAUCGCCCACACAUAUGGAUCUCAAGGCGGCGGCAUUGUUGAAAAUAGUUCGACGACACCACGGACAAGUGGGGUAUUUGGGGAAGUGUUUUGCAGUUGCCAUUGAAUCCAAACAGUUUGAAUCCGCCGACUGCGAUUUGGUCGUUGUGACUUACUGGAAACGACCCCAUCCGCUCAUGUCGCCCUCCUUUGGAUUUUCCAAUUUUCGAUCCGAACUCGACCAACAAAAGACUUGGACCGUACAUCAGGCGCAAAAAAUGGUCAACAGUGGACACUCCGUACAAGCCGUACUCAUGGCCAUGGUGGUUCAUGGAUUUUUGCCCUUUUUCAUGAACAUUUACGCGGCCGUCACGGGGUUCGAAUACACAUUUGAGCCCAUGUCACCAGUGCCAAUAAUGGAUACCGAUAGUGUCAGGAGAAGCACAGAAGAAAUCACAAAAGCAAACGACAACAGCCAAGAAAUUGCAGAAAACGACAACAACGAAACAGACAAUGAUGAAAAUAAGAAUGAAAAUGACACCACAGAGGAAGACAAACACGACAAAAGCAUCAAUAAACAAGAAGAGGAUGAACAAGAAUGCGUGGUAGAUCCACAAGCUGCCAAGAUGCAAAAAGUGGCCAAACUUAUGCUAAGCAACGAUGAAAAGGAGCCCGAAGAUGAACCAGCCUAUGUUUGGAACUUUGUGCAAAAGGGAACCAUGAGCCCCGAGGAUGAAGAAAAAGAUCGCAAGUACAGCCACAAAUUUCUACAGAUGAUCACCUAUCAUGAUGGAGGGCCCAUGCACACGGCGCCGUUGGAACCGGCCGAUUCCUCCAAGGAUGGGUCCUAUGCCAUGCUGGCGGCAGUCUACUAUCCCAGUCGAGCAUUCUUCAGCAAGCUCAUCAAUUCGUCAUGGAUGUAUGAAGCAAUACAAGACAAGCGACCGGGAGAUGAUAGUUACUGUGUCGUCACAGUGCCAAUGAGACAAGACAAACUCUGGAUGCAACUAGCAAAGAAUUAGCCAUCAUCUAGCUAGUGUGAUGGUGAAGUAACAACUAUUGAGGGAAACAAAGUGGCAUCUCGACAACCAGUUCAUCACCACUCGGUCCGUCCAUCGCACACAAAACAAGACGAUUUUGAACUUUUAGUAAUAGCUAGUACGUAAAAGGAAUUUGCAAUCGUACCGGUACAGGUACCACUGCUGAUCAGCCUCGUCAGCUUUAAUAAGCUGCGGUGCGCACAUCCAUUGUCUUUUUUUCUUCAUAGCUACGAUUGACGCA
Messenger RNA from Seminavis robusta, 1537 nucleotides. The record is from the annotation of a GenBank genome assembly. Lineage: Eukaryota; Bacillariophyta; Bacillariophyceae; Naviculales; Naviculaceae.